AUGAGCAAAGAAGGUGACGAUUACAAGUAUGUGGAUUCAUUGGCAUGUAGGAAUCUCAAUUGGAUAUUGUCUGAUUUUAGUUGGGAGAAAUUAGAAAAGUUUCUUAGAUCUGAGUUAGUUACAACAUCGAUUAGUUUGGUUUGGUACAAACCGAGAAGCACGGAGAUGAAGGACUUAUGCUAUGUGAUUGACUGUGAUGAUUUGAAUAAAUGUACAAGGCAGGAAAACCAGAAGGUGAAAAAUAGAGAUGAGGAUUGUGGUUAUGAUGGUGGUACUGAAUCAGAUAAGGAAGACGUAGAAUAUAGUGAUGAUGAAGACGUUGACAGGCCAAGAGAAGAAGAAGAAGAAGCUGCAGAGUCUGAAGAUGAAACACCAAAAGAGGAUACAAGACCAAAAGAGGAUAAUGUGGCGGAAGAGAAUGUGUGUGGUGAAGGAGGAGAGACUGCGACUAGGGGAGGAGGAGAGACUGUGACUGGGGAAGGAGGUGAUCAUGUGGUAGAUGACGGUAGUGAUGUUGUGGCUGAUGCAGGAAAUUGUAGUAGUGAUGAUAGGUUCAAGGCACUGUUUGAGGAGGGAGAGAAAGAGUAUCCAGAUACUCCAUUGGAAUCAGAUGAAGAAUGGGAUCAAUGGGAUAAGCUUACAAGACCAAAAGUCAACUUGUCUACACAUCAGUGUGCUUGUAGGAGAUGGGAUUUAACAGGUAUACCAUGCAAGCAUGCGGUUUGUGUUCUUGAUGAUAACAAAGAAGAUCCAGAGAAGUAUGUGGUUGAGUAUUAUUACACUCAUGUUUUGAAGACUACAUAUGCUGACAAUAUAAAACCUGUCAAUGGUCACACCAUGUGGAAGCAUGUAAAUAAACCUCCAAUUGGAAUACCAGAGAUGCGGAAGCCACGAGGUAGGCCAAAAAACAGAGACAGGAUUAAAGAGCCAUUUGAAUCAUUCAAGAAUCCAGGCAAAGCAACAAGACAUGGUAGGAUACCAAAUUGCAGAAAUUGCUUACAAGCUGGUCAGAUUAGGACUAGCUGUAAGAAUGAAACUGUUGUGUUUGAGGGACCGAAAAAUAGACCUGGAAGGCCAGCUAAGCUACCAUCAGAGACUCAGCUGCUGCGUCCACCAAAGCCAAGAAGAGAAAGGCAAACUCCGGCUGCUGGAAGUAACUCCCAACCAACUCAAGGCAACGAAGAACAAAUACUAGCACCUUCCAACCAACUCAAAACAUUGAAGCAAGUUCCCAAACUCCAGUAA
This is a messenger RNA of Arabis nemorensis, 1245 nucleotides long. The record is from the annotation of a GenBank genome assembly. NCBI's taxonomy places the organism in Eukaryota, Viridiplantae, Streptophyta, Magnoliopsida, Brassicales, Brassicaceae.